AUGGUCAACAUCCCUCUCUUCCUCUCUGCCUCGGCGGCCAGCUGCUCCGCCGCGAACUUGUUCGUUACGUCCUACGGCGGUACCCUCACCACUGUCACCCUCGACAGUGCCGCAGACGGCUCUCACUCGCUCGAUGUGGCUUAUUCGAGCACCGGCUGUGGCUCCAGUCCGUCCUGGCUGACUUUGGAUUCGGAGCGCGGCAUUCUGUACUGCUUGGACGAGGGCCUCACGAGCACCAAUGGCACCAUCAACUCCUUGCUCGUCGACGAGAACGGUGGACUCACCCUGGUGACUUCCCAGCAGUCCAUCUCCGGCCCCGUCAGCAGUGUCCUCUACGGCAGCCCCAAUGCGCGUCACCUCGCAGUAGCACACUACUCUGGCAGCGCUGUCUCCACUUGGGGAGCUCCGAAAAACGGCUCUCUGAUUCCCGACCAGAGGUUCCCUUACACUCUGGACGGGCCCGGCGCCGUUCCUGACCGCCAGGAUGCGCCGCACGAGCACGAGGCUAUUUUGGACCCGACUGGCCAAUACAUCAUUGUUCCCGACCUCGGCGCCGAUUUGGUGCGCACUUAUAGCUAUGACAGUGCUGGCGCAUUGACCGAGGGAAAGCCUCUUGAGGCCGAGGCUGGCACCGGUCCGCGUCACGCUGCUUUCUGGACUGGCAGCUCGUACCACGGCAACUCUACGUUCUUCUACCUGGUGGGCGAGCUCGACAAUUCCCUGACCACCUACGCCGUCACCUAUCCUGCCGCAGGCGGCAUCUCCUUCACCGAAGUUUCCAAGACGACCUCUUUUGGCGAUGCUCCGGAACCGGAGGGAGCCGCUGCCGCUGAGAUUGAGGUUUCGCCCGACAACAGAUUCGUGGUCGUCUCGAACCGCAACGAUUCGUCGUUCGAAAUCUCCAGCGCUUACAACGGCACCAAGCAGUACUCAGACUCACUGGCUACAUUCUCGAUCCAGCCCAACGGCUCGCUUGUGUUUGAGCACCUUGCGCCGGCUGGCGGCUCGUACCCCCGUGCCUUCUCGCUCAACGAAGACGGGGAUUUGAUUGCGGUGGCCCUGCAGUACGACAGCAAGUUGGUCAUCAAGAAGCGUGACACUCAGACGGGCGUUAUCGGAGACGAGAUCGCCAGCAUCUCGAUCCCUGGCAAUUUGACCUCUGUCGUCUGGGACGAGUGCUAG
Diplodia corticola is the source of this 1182-nucleotide messenger RNA. RefSeq names its product extracellular aldonolactonase. Lineage: Eukaryota; Fungi; Ascomycota; Dothideomycetes; Botryosphaeriales; Botryosphaeriaceae. The coding region runs from base 1 to 1182 and encodes 393 amino acids. The record is from RefSeq and is a predicted model, not a curated record. Gene Ontology annotation, molecular function: 6-phosphogluconolactonase activity; protein binding. The transcript has 2 exons.